UUGAACGAUUGUGCAGGAAGUAGAAAUCGUCCAGAUUGAUGAAUCAAACGGUGGUUUAAAAGUGCAUACAGGUUCGAUGAUCGUGCAACACUGCCGUGGAUAAUCUCGCUGCUUGCAUUUUAUUGUACAUUACUCAGCUCUCUCGAACGAAAUAUCCGUUGAACCGACGGAUUUUUGACUGGAAAAGGUUUCUCUUACCUGUGGUCUGUGGGUAGGCGUCGACGUGGCACGAUACUCGAUACAUCAGCUGCUAUGGACCUACCUGUGACUUCUCCGUAGAGAAUGGCGCGUGUUACGGAAGAGUGGGGCCAAAAGGAAAGGACCGGUUUUUCUGGUUUUCAAUCUUUUCGACCCUCGUAGCCUAUUCUUGCUACCUUCUCCGCGAGCAUGCUACAGGAUACGUAUGUAUUAAUUUCAACACAAACGUCACACCGAUCCCUACGGACCUAACGGAACAGCACGCAAAGCAUGCUGGGCAUUUAACGUAUUAACGGAAAUCCGAGAUCGCGCCAAUAGCAAACAAAACAUUUUUCUCGUUAUUGAAGUUACAACAUACGUAGUUAAAAUUGAAGUUUAAUCUUUCUUGUUUGCAAAGUUAUUGAUAGAAAAUGUCUACUUCGGAACAGGAGGUACUUUAUAGUCCCAGCAAAUGGAGCAAGAGAUUCAGUCACAUGCAACUGUUAUCGCAUCAUUAUAAAUUUGCUAAAGAAGUUACCGAAAAUGCCCGUAAGACAUUGAAAUGUGAACUGAAUGUUCCAUAUAGUACAACGGAACGAACUAAAUAUGAUAUCUAUGGAACCAACUUACCUAACGAUUCUCCCAUUUUUAUAUUCAUUCAUGGUGGUUAUUGGCAAGAAGGUAACAAAGACCUGGCUGCAUUUGCAGCUUCUGUCUUUGUUAAUAAAGGAAUUAAAGUCAUAACUAUUGGCUAUGACUUAUGUCCUAAUGUCAAACUUGGAAAUAUAAUAUCACAGAUAAAAACAGCAGUUGAACAUGUAUUAAAAUCUGCAUUGCAUCUCAAAUGUCGGAAUGUUUGGGUCGCUGGUCAUAGCGCUGGUGCACAUUUAGCAUCUAGUCUUCUGUACGAUGAAUUAUGGUUAGAUAAGAUGACAAAACAAGGAUACCUAAAUUUAUUGAAAGGUAUCGUGUUAAUAGGCGGCGUGUUUAAUUUGAAACCCCUUAUUAAUACCAAUAUCAGUACAGCUUUAAAACUUACAAAGGAUGAAAUUGAGGCAUACAGCUUUUCCACUCUCAAUACCAAAAAUAACAAGCCCAUCCAAGGGUUGAAAGUUAUUGUAACCGAUGGAGAAUGUGAUUCACCAGGACUUAUCAAUGAAUCACGCGAGUGUGCUCAGAAACUCAUCACAAUGGUGGAUAAUGUGCAAUAUAUUUUUCUUCGAGAUAAUAUCGAUCAUUUUAAUAUCGUAGAAAAUCUCACGGACGCUGAAUUCAUUUUAACAAAAGUGAUACUGAAUAACAUUUUCUGCGACUAGAAGGCAAUGAUUUGUAUAGAAACAACAUCGAAACAUAUAACUUUAACAAUAGAAGAUAAAUUCAUAACAAACAUUUAACAUACAAAGACCACAGGGGAGAAACGUAAUGUUACAUUUUCCAUGUUUUAUAAAACAAUUAAAAAAUUU
Eufriesea mexicana is the source of this 1640-nucleotide messenger RNA. RefSeq names its product kynurenine formamidase (gene KFase). The transcript is spliced from 9 exons. The coding region runs from base 609 to 1493 and encodes 294 amino acids. Gene Ontology annotation, molecular function: arylformamidase activity. NCBI's taxonomy places the organism in Eukaryota, Metazoa, Arthropoda, Insecta, Hymenoptera, Apidae. The record is from RefSeq and is a predicted model, not a curated record.